Messenger RNA from Rotaria sp. Silwood1, 2805 nucleotides. NCBI's taxonomy places the organism in Eukaryota, Metazoa, Rotifera, Eurotatoria, Philodinida, Philodinidae. The record is from the annotation of a GenBank genome assembly.
AUGUCAGAAUUAGAUGUUGGUAUAAUCAAGCAAGAAAUUCUUUCAUUACUUGUUUCCGCUAAAAAUGGACUUAGUGAAUAUGAAUUACUUAAUGAUUAUCGAUUAUAUAAUUCAAAUAAAGAACUUCCAUAUAGAGAUUUAGGUUAUUCAUCAUUGAUAGCACUACUUCGUUCAUGGCCAGAUGUUUGUCGUUUUCAACAACAAGGAAAUAAUAUUAUAAAGAUUCUAGCUGUCGAAGAAGAAAAUACAAAACAUAUUUUAUCUAUGGUCAAAGGACAACGUUCAAACAAAACUCGACGACGUGGUCGAGGUGGUCGUAAUCGAGCACGAGGCGGAGAUGCAAAUCGAAACAAUGGUCGUGAUAAUCGUGGUGCUCGAUUCUCACAAAAUACUAUUAAUUUCAAUAAUAAUCGAUCAGGAGGCAAUAUUCGUGGUAUAUCCAAUGUUCGUAUGACUUUUAAUAAUACUCGUUUCGAACGAUCAACUGCACCAGCUCGUUCAACAAUCGGACAAUCGAAUCAAAAUUCUCGAAACAAACCAAAUGUUUCGGCACCACCUCGAUUUGCUAAGCAACAACAGCAAAUUCGAGCAUAUGUUACUGGUUCUAGUCAACCUCGUAUGUCUUCUUAUGAAUUACGACAAUCUACAAAUUCGAAUUUGCUUGAUGAUCGUCGUGUAAUAAAUAAUUCAGAAUCAUUGCAAAUUACUGUUGUUAACAAUACAAAUAAUAAUCGUACGAAUACUACAAAUGAUAUGUAUAGUGAUUAUGAAAUUUCAUCAGAGACUCAAUUUCAAUUUUCUGAUUAUGUAUUAAAUGAAGAUGAAGAACAAUAUGAUGAAGAAGAUGAUGAUAAAGAAGAAGAAGUUAUUAAUAAUCUUCGAACUCUUUUAACUGAAUAUUCACAUGGUAUUCGACUUUUGGCUUUAGAUGAACUCUAUCAAAAAAAAUUUGGCAAAAGUCUUUUAACUGAAUUAAAAAUUGCUAAUAUUCUAUUACUUCAAGAUUUUGUUGAUGAUUUUGCAUCAAUUUCACGUCAUGGUGAAGAAAAUGGUUCAUGUGAUCAUAUUAUAACACUUAAAGAUCCUAAACAAGUUGCACAAACACAAUCUCAAUUAUUAAAACAAAUAACAGAUUCUGGCAUUGUAUCAAAAACAUUUCGUUAUGCAACAAAUCUUUUUUCAUAUAUAAAUGAUCGACGUUUUCAAGGUUUUAUAUCUGAUAUUGAUAGAAAUGAACAUUGUCUUCAUGUACAACCAGUUCGUUAUCAAGAACAUAUUGAAACAUUAAUGGAAGAACUUCAUUCAUAUUAUUCAAGUUCGAUAUCAAAUUCAUUAAUUAUUAAUAAUAUUGAAACAGGUCUAUCAUGUGUAACAACAUAUGAUGGAAUAUAUCAUCGUGCAUUUAUUAAAGAAAGUGAUUUAUAUAAAUGUGUUAUUGUUUUUGUUGAUUAUGGUACAAUAAAAGAAGUUAAUAAAGAUGAACAACAAUUUAAGUAUUUACUUAAACAUUUUGCUGAAUUACCAUGUAUGGCUAUAGCAUGUCGAUUAGAUGAUAUAAGUUUUAUACCAGAUGAUAAUAAUUUAUUACCAGAUACAUAUAAUGAACUAUAUACAUUAUGUAAAGAUGGACCAUUUUUUAUUGAACCAACUGGAUAUAUGAAUGGACUUUUAACAAUUAGAAUUCUUGAUGCAGAUGAACAAUGUUUAAAUGAUAUUGUUGUUCAAUCAAAACUUGCAGUUAAACUAUCUUCACUUCAAAAUCAUCAAUUAACAGAUGAUUAUGAACAAGAACAGCAAAAUGUACCAAAACCUGUUGAAUUAAAUUUGGAUUUUUUGAAUAAUGCUGCUCAAUGUCCAUUGCCAGAUUCAGAACCAUCUACACCAGAAAGCAAUACAGUUAAUUUCAAUUUUCAAUUACCAGAAACGAAUUCUGUUCCAAUAACAAAUAAGUCUUUAAACGUUAAACAUCUAUCACAUUUAUUACAUUUAUCUGAAUCAGAUGUAUUAUCUGAAACUUUAUUAUCACGGGUUCGUUUACAACGAACAACUGAAUACUCUCCAAUAUUUGACUUUCUUAAACAAACCAAUUCACAAGAUUGUCUUCACAUUCAGCAAAAUUUUCUCUUUCUUUUUGAUCUAAAAUCAACAUUGACAUAUAUCGAACGAUUUGGUCAAAUAAAUAAUAAUGUUCUCAUUGAAGCAUUACGUCAACAGAUUGAUGCAUCGAAUGAACCAGAAUUUUGGAAUAAUGUCUAUGAUUGUUAUAAACCUUCAACUAUUCUACCAACAUCAUUAUCUGUUCAAUCUUCUAAUCAAACUGAUGUUGAACGCUAUAAUGAAUUGUUAAUUCGCCGAAAUAUCUUGUGCAAUAUGUUACGUACUGAUCAUGUAACUGAAUGUACCGUUGAAUUAACAUCGAUUGAAAAUGAACUUGAACAAUUAGUACACAAUAUGCGUCUUGGUACAGUAUCUCAACAAAAUAGUAACAUUUCAUUAACACCACCCAGCCUUACAGCAUCAAAUCAUAUUGAUCAACAAAAUUUAUCUACGAACAAAACUUAUAAAUUAAAAGAUUUAAUGGAACGAUGUAAAAAAUUAAUUAAUACUAUUCUUAUUCUCUAUGAUUUUGUUACUGUUGAUGAUAAUAUAACAAAAUAUAUUGAGAAUAAUUUACCAUUUUUAAAUUCUGGAAAACAUUCAUCAAAUGAUGAACAAUUAUAUAAACAAUAUUCUAAUUUACUUGAAAAUUUAACACGUAUUGUUAAUGAUCUUCAACGAAAAUUACCAGCCAGUGUUCAAUUUUAA